Messenger RNA from Esox lucius (northern pike), 4591 nucleotides. RefSeq names its product caveolae associated protein 2a (gene cavin2a). NCBI's taxonomy places the organism in Eukaryota, Metazoa, Chordata, Actinopteri, Esociformes, Esocidae. Gene Ontology annotation, molecular function: protein kinase C binding. Gene Ontology annotation, cellular component: cytoplasm; caveola. The coding region runs from base 144 to 1574 and encodes 476 amino acids. The transcript is spliced from 2 exons. The record is from RefSeq and is a predicted model, not a curated record.
UUUCCCUUCUCAGUCCUGCUCAGGAAUUGCAGAGAACAACUACGGCAGUCCACUGAUAGAGAAUCUUAACACCUCAGAGCAUUCUCCCUUCACUUUCAAACUUGUUUCAAAAUUUGUUCAAACCCCAACAAACCCCUGCGGCCAUGGGAGAAGACUCGUCGCACGCUGACCAGAGCAGCAAUAGCAGCAGUAUUUUGGUCAACCCCCAGCAGUACCAGGCCCAGCAAGACAACAAUGACCUCCUGGUGCCCAGUUUCAGCCCCAGCUCGGCUCCCUCCUCCCCCACCGGCACCCUUUCCAGGCUGGGCUUGAAAACCCUUGGGAGCCCGGUUCCUGGAGGUCCCACCAGUCCCACGGCCAAGGACCAGGUGAGCGCCAUCACAGUUGUGGCGCUACUCGACAAGCUGGUCAACAUGCUGGAGAAUGUGCAGGAUAACCAGCGGCGCAUGGAGCAGCGACAGGCUGACCUGGAGGGCGCUGUGCGGGGGGUACAGGGCGACGUGACCCGCCUGUCCAAGCACCACACCAGCACAUCCAACAGCGUGAGCAAGCUGCUGGAGCGUUCACGGAAGGUCAACGCCAGCAUGAAGGAGGUGCGGGAACGGCUGGACAAACAGGCGACGCAGGUGAAGCGGCUGGAGGCGAACCACGGACACCUGCUCAAGAGGAACCACUUCAAAGUGAUCAUUUUCCAGGAAGACAAUGAGAUCCCAUCCACUGUGCUCAUGAAAGACACCCCCAAGACCCCCCAGGUCAACCAGCUGGAUGACGACACCUCCGAGGCACCCGCGCCUUCCAUCGCCGGCACUGAUGCCAAUCGCUCCCUGGAGGAGGGACUCCACACCAUUAGCCUUUCUUCCGACGAGGAUGACGCUGGUGCUCUUCAGGAGGAAGACGAAGCCCUGGAGGGAGAGGCUGCCCAGGCAGAGGCAGAUCUGGACCUGGCCACUGUCCGUCCACCCUUUGAGAGAUCCAGAGCAGACCGGCUGAAGCGCUCGAGCCUGAAGAAGGUGGACAGCCUGAAGAAGGCCUUCUCCCGUGAGAGCAUCGAGAAGAAGAUGAGCAAGAUAGGCACCAAGAUUGUGCCCCCCGCCAGCCGCGAGAAGAUCAAGAAGAGCUUCACGCCCAACCACCCGAAGAGCACUGCUGCCAAAAGUUCCUCCUUUAAGGUGUCACCCAUGACGUUUAAUGUGAAGAAGGUGCGAGGCGACGGGGAAACCUCACCGCAGUCCGAGGGCUCACCUACAGGGCAUGCCCACGUGGAGAUACCUCCCCUGGGCAGCAUGGAUGGGGAUCUAUCCCUGGCUGAGGUGCACUCAACGGAUAGGCAGGAUGUAGAUGCAGCAGAGGAAAUGGCUGGUCCUUUGAGCCCUGUAAGCGUGAAGGAAGAGCUGACCGUUAACGGUGAAGGAGGGAGCUUAGAGUGUGGUCUGACCACCGAUCAUCAUACAGAGCAAGAUGGCGAUACAGAUGAGAAGGCAAAGGAGGAGGAUCAGGAAGUUCAAGAGAGCCCGGUGGAGGUGAAAGCUGCCACACCUGCUGCUGCUGGCAUCACGGUCGAACAAGCCUCUUAAUCUCAUCAUUCAUCCUACACAUCCCAUGCCCUAUUUGUGUUACCAUGCCAACUGUUUAAUCUUCCCUAUGUCUCUCCAAACCAUGUUUCCAAGAUGCCUGCUUGACAAAAAUACACAUACAAUGUAAAUACAACAUAAAAGACAUCAGCUCAUCUAUUUCUGAAAAGUCUUGAGCUCUUCUGCCAGUGAUACAGACCCUCUAGUCCAAAUCACAAACAGCCUUCCAUCGCCUGCAGCCCUGUACAUCAGAAUGACCAUGGAGAUCUGUGGGCUGAUGCCAUACAUCCUCCUCCAUUAGACAACAGGCAAGAGUCUGAGUGAUCAGAAGAGAUCAAGAGAUUCUGCAUGAGUUGCUCUAGCCAGGUGUGUGCAGCUAGCUACUCUUCUGUGAAAUGAACCAGUGAGCCAAGAGACUAUAACUCAGCCUCCCAACUGGAACUCAGCUUCUCCAGGACACCAGAGCCAAGAAUCUCUCUUAGUUUGCAUGGACCUCUCUACCCAGGUGAUCGUCUCUUUGUUCUCCUGCCUCGCGUGAAUGCCGGUAAAUCUUUGGCAAAGAGGGUAAAGCCUACAGCCAGGGGGAGGGUAGCCGUUGCCAGGUUUUCUGGCAUUGGUACGAAGGGGUAGCUAGCAAGGUUUGUGAAAAUCUGAAGCAGCUACUGGUCUAUGGUAUGUCCAAAUACUGUGCCGUGACACAGUUUCCAAUGUUUAUCAAGGUAUUUUGAUUAUUUCACGAGAAGGGAGAUAGUUAAGGAAGAACAGUGAUUAACAACAAGUUUUUUGGGAUGAAUCAAAUACUUGGCAAAGGCUGGCAAGUGCACUUUAUUUGGCUUACAAUACAAUGUUACAGUACAACAACUGGAUCUGUCCCAAAGAGUGCACACUCUGCACCCCAGACAUGCGGGUCAAUCUAAAUCAAGCAUGCCUCAGGUCUUUUAACAUUUGUGAUACAUGCAUUUGACCAAGGUUUAGAUUUAGCCAUACAAUCUUAAUGCCGGGUAAAAACGGAACACUAGCAUUGAGACAGUUUUGCCCCUAUUAUUUGCCAUAAUUACAACACUAUUAACUUCAAAACAGUUCAUGGUUAAUUAAGGUUAGCAUUUUUGGAGGGUAUGCCAAUAUUCCUGUCUACGGGUAAUGUCAACUGGGACCAGUUGACCCUACUUAAUGGGACUUCCAUAAUCCACCCUCUAUCAGGGUAAUGUGGUAGAAAUAUUCUUAUUCUAUAGUACAUUAUUAUCAUAUUGUUUAUGUACAUAUUAGAUUAUAGGGUAUGCAUUAUAAGUAUAUAUAUAUAUACACAUAUACACACACAUAUAUAGUCUUAGAGAAUCAUGUUUAUUAAGUCACAAGAUUUUUAACAGUGCGCAUGUAUUGGAAUUGAAUACUUGCAUGGCCUGAUUGCACUGAAGGUUUUGCAUAGCGCUUGCAUGUGCAAUAUUGACAGACUCCUAAUUGGUUGAAACAUACAACGUAGUAGGCACAGACAGACUAAAAAUGUACAACUGUACUGAUUGAUGCAGACGUUCAAACAUGCUCCUACAUGCACAGACGCCUUUAAAUGUAAAAUCUACCCAAGCUGGUGGGAGUAAUUGCUGUCCUGGAGUGAGGAAUUCCUGCAAGUUUUAGAAAAUACGAGUGACAGUAAAUGAUCCCAUUCUUUUAACGUCUCUCCUCUCGGAAUCCUUGUUUCAAGUACAUGGAUACAUGGAUUACUGUACAUCACAUCUCACAACUGCUUCAUUAUCCAUAAAAUGGGAGGUAUAGGUAGUCAACCCCCUGUGUAGGACAUAUCCAUCAGCCUGAAAGGUAAGCAUCCCCUAUACCUUUCUGAUGACAACCUGUGGCUAGUAGACACAUGCAUCUGCAAGGCCCAUAAAUCAAUUAACAAUUGAGUUAACCCAUAAAGCAGAUGAUAUGCUAUAUGUUUUCUUCGAUCUCCCCAGGGAGAGAAAGAAGCAAAGCCAGAGAGGCAUUCCUGCGUUUGACAGAUGAGUCCUUGGCAGCCUAAUUUUUAAUGCUCUGCCCUCUGUGCCGAGUAGUUGAGCCAGGAGGAAUAGGGGCCCUCAUGAGCCACAGGUGUGUUGCCUCUGGGGAGGCCCUUUAGUCCUAGCCCACUAAGAGGGGAGGGAGUAGUUAGCAGGGUAGAGGUUGGGAUAUGGAGGGUACUAGAUAAAAAAGAAAAAGGCAGUUUGAGACAACAAGGCAACAAAUGACAAGUCGUGUUCCACUUUUUUCAACCUCUGCUUUAUGGAUUUAACGCGAGCGGAAACUCCCUUCAACUAAUGCCAACACCCAUUCAAUUAUUUAAAAUCCAUGACAGGGAGUGUGCAAAUGUUUACUUUUGGAAGAGGCUGAAGAAUCGGCACAAAUCAAGACUGAUGUUUUGAGGAAGGCCAAAGUCUUUUGAGCGUGGCAUUUUGUUCUUUCACAUGCUGCACUCUCAAACUAUGUAUCAAAUCUAUACAUCAUCUGUCUGUAUAUUUCUAUUUAUUUCUCAAUCUAUUUCAGGACCUCUUUCUCUUGUUUCUCUCACACAACUUAUGGUUAACAUCACUAUCUCCUGAUUAGGCAAUUUAAACUUUAGGCACGUCUAACAUGAUGAGAUUUAGAGCUAAAUAUGAUGAAAAGUUUAAUAAUAAUAUAUAGGAUUUAAAGUACCUGUAUAACAGUAGAAAACAUCAAGAAACAAUAAAAAUAAGAUAAUAAAACUAUGUAGCUUAGCUAAAGCUGACUGAAGACCAAGUAAUGCUUAGGGAAAUCCAGACCAUGGCAGUGACACUGAAAGCCUUGUCCCUCGAGGUACAGGGCCAGAGUAUAAGUCUGAAACAUUUACACAUUAUAUAUGAAAUUAGAUCCCUCUGGUCUGUAACACAGUAUGGCAUGUGAUUCUCCACAUGCAAAGGAUAUUUCAUCUGAUGGAUAUGAGUACUGAAAAUGUGAGUGGUGUUCAGGUUUUUCUAGCUGUUUUUUGUUUUUGUUAACCUGACUUAAACAUUAAAAUAUAUCAGACAAAA